AUGUAUCUAUCGACGACGCUUUUCAUAAUCUACGGCCUUCCGUCGCUCUUUUUGAUCAUCUCUUUCAUUUUCCUGUUAUCCAGUUCUUCCAAAUUCAAAUAUUCGUUCUACCGGGUCGUCCAGCUCGAUUUGUUGAUUGUAAGUGCAGCGAAAAGAAAUUUUCCGAAGAAAGUUCACUUUUAAUCAAGAUAGCUUGUUAUGGUUUGCAAGUGCGCUCCAAUGAAAAAUUUUUUUGGUUGGCCUGUCACGUUUUUUCGGCUGCUUAACAUUAGAGCCUACUUCUAUGGCCUGAGAAACUAACUCAAAAUGAAAAGAACUGAUUCCAAUAAAUAACUUUUUAAGAAUGUAUUUUGCUAUUCGAAUACCUGGAUUGCGAUCCGAUUGAUGAUGGAUCCGGCCGGCAAAGAUAUCCUCGUUUGGCUCUACAAAAACAUCAACUUCCUGUACCGCUUGUCACACUUUUUAGUCGUUUGGUGAGUCAAGGAUAAAGAAAAAUAGGACAAGGUCCUGUGAGCUUUCGAAGGCUAGUAGUUUUUUGACGAUGAUCCUUUUUUGUAGGUUCUUCCACGCUCAAAGCGUCAGCACACUGCUCAUCUGCACCCACCGACUCACGACGGCUCUUUUCGAACGCUCCAACGACGUUUGAAAAAGAAAAACUCCGAAAAAAAGACACGAAAGUUCAGUUCUGGCGUCGGUACACCCCGCUCGUGUACCUCGGAGCAUUUGUGUACUGCUCGGGGGUCCUCAGUCGAUGGUGGCUCUUCGGAGACAACUACGUCCAGUAUAAACUCGUCAAUGAAACUCUGAUCCCCGUGUAUGAUCAGGUAACGAAAAAGCCGGCCUUCAGGGGGGACAUGAAUGAGUUCAGACCUCUGCCUCGGCUUUGGCAAGUAUCACUUUGGCCUUCAGUGUCAUCUACUUCGUCAUGAUCAGUUUGACUGGAGCGGCAACAGUCAUCGUCAUUAGUCGGCGGUUCGGCAGUGAGUUGAGAAUAUUGGACCGAAAAGAGGAGUUUGUAGGACUUGGGCCAACUGAAGAAACGCCUGAGUCAUCAAUUUUUCUUUUGUCUCACCUGCUCGUUGCUUUUUUUAGGAACUUCACCUGUAGGAGCGACCUUAAGGACCCUCGAAGGUUCCCCUCUAGAGACCACUUUAGCACCACCCCUAUAGAGGCCACUAGAGGUUGCGAAAGUGGCCCCUUUAGGAGACAUGCCAUGAGAAGAAGCAAUUCCAUGCUAAAACCUAAUAAAUUAGCGUUUAUGGAAUGUAAAAUAUCAAAAGGUGAUAAUUUGUUCAAGUUGUCUUUUUAACUUUGAAUUCGUAACACAAAUGUAAAGACCCCUAUAUGGGCCUCUUGUGCUUUAGAGACUUAGGGAUACCCUGAACCCUAUCAGAAUCACUUAAAUUUUAACCCUAUAAGCGACAGUUUUUUGUCCCCUCUCACCCCCAGAGGGACUACCAUGUCCCCUGUUAGAGUUUGAAAAUUUUUCCUGAAGAGAAAUAAUCAUGAAAUGGACUUCAAUUAGACCUACCUCUGCAUUAAAAACAAACAAAAUGAAAAGCACCAAAAGUCGUUAUUUCCAGGCCAAGCGAGCUCUUUGACCAAAAAAAUGACACGAAUCGCUCUUGUACACACGGCGAUUUACACGGGACUUCUAGCCUAUUUGGUGAGUCGAAAUAAAUUCGUCAAUUGUCAAGCUAUCUUGUUCAGCUUCUCAAUCAAAUCUCGUCACUUUACGCUGUUAAAUUAGUACCAAACGAAGUUCAGUGGAUGUUGCAGCUCUGCGCUUCGGACACAGUAAGAAUUGCUAUUUGAAGAGAAAUUCCAUGAUAAACCUUCAGAUCACACUAUCAAUGCCCUAUAUACUAAUGAUUUGCGACCGAAACGUUCGCGAUUUCGCUCUUCUUCAGAAAACGAGCCAAUUCUCGAAAACCACACAAGUACAAUCGACCACGAAAACAGUACAAAUCGAAUGA
Messenger RNA from Caenorhabditis auriculariae, 1976 nucleotides. Lineage: Eukaryota; Metazoa; Nematoda; Chromadorea; Rhabditida; Rhabditidae. The record is from the annotation of a GenBank genome assembly.